This is a messenger RNA of Strongylocentrotus purpuratus (purple sea urchin), 2080 nucleotides long. RefSeq names its product methionine synthase. NCBI's taxonomy places the organism in Eukaryota, Metazoa, Echinodermata, Echinoidea, Camarodonta, Strongylocentrotidae. The record is from RefSeq and is a predicted model, not a curated record. Gene Ontology annotation, molecular function: cobalamin binding; metal ion binding; methionine synthase activity. The transcript has 14 exons. Bases 1 to 1839 code for a protein of 612 amino acids.
AUGACCAGCCGAAACCUUGGGGCUGGUGCGAAGAAAGCGGUAGCGGACGAGUCAUGGAGGAAGGAAAGUGUGGAGGAUAGAUUGGAGUAUUCUCUCGUAAAGGGUAUUGACAAGUAUGCGGUAGAAGAUACAGAAGAAGCAAGGCAGAAUACAGAGAGAUAUAAAAGACCACUACAUAUCAUUGAGGGACCACUCAUGAAAGGUAUGAGCAUCGUUGGUGAUCUGUUUGGUGCUGGUAAGAUGUUCUUACCUCAGGUCAUCAAGUCAGCGAGGGUCAUGAAGAAAGCCGUGGGUCACCUCAUCCCAUUCAUGGAGAAAGAGAAGGAGGAAACCCAGAAGGCAACGGGACAAGAAGUGGCCUUCAACAAUGGCACCAUAGUCCUGGCCACUGUGAAGGGAGAUGUUCAUGACAUCGGCAAGAACAUUGUAGGUGUUGUGCUAGGCUGCAAUAACUACAGGGUCAUCGACCUGGGGGUCAUGACCCCUUGUGAGAAAAUCCUCCAGACAGCUAUUCAAGAAAAAGCUGACAUUGUCGGACUGUCUGGCCUGAUCACACCCUCGCUCGAUGAGAUGAUCCACGUUGCCAAGGAGAUGGAGAGACUAGGUUUCUCCCUCCCACUUCUCAUAGGGGGCGCCACAACAUCCAAGACGCACACAGCCGUUAAGAUUGCUCCUUGCUACUCCUCACCUACCAUCCAUGUUCUGGAUGCUUCCAAGAGUGUUGUGGUGUGCUCAUCAUUGAUUGAUGAAGAUCGGUAUGAUGACUAUGUGGAAGAAGUCAAAGAAGAAUAUGAAGAGGUCCGAGAAGAUCACUAUGAUUCCCUUAAGGAUAGGAAAUAUCUCUCUCUGUCAGAAGUCAGGAAGAGAAAGUUUGAAAUCGAUUGGAGCAACUUUGAGCCUGUUGAACCAUCUUUCAUUGGAACCAAGGUUUAUGAGGACUACGACCUGUCUCUUCUGGUUCCUUAUAUUGACUGGAAACCUUUCUUUGAUGUCUGGCAACUGAGGGGGCGCUAUCCAAAUAGAGGCUAUCCCAAAAUCUUCAAUGAUAAGUUGGUCGGCGAGGAAGCAAAGAAGGUCUAUGAUGAUGCCCAGGACAUGCUGAAGAAGGUUGUGGACCAAAAGCUGCUUCGAGCCAGCGGUAUUGUGGGUCUCUACCCUGCCAAUAGCGUAGGGGAUGACAUCCAUGUCUUCUCUGACCGUGAGACGACCAGCGGUGGCAAACCUGAUGCAGUCUUCUAUGGUCUCAGGCAACAGGCUGAGAAGGAGAGCGAACACUACACUUGUCUGUCAGACUUCAUUGCACCCCAAGAGACGGGCAUCACAGAUUACGUGGGUGGCUUUGCUGUAUCAGCGGGGUUCGGUAGAGAGGAGAUGUGCAGGCAGUUUGAGGAGGAGAUGGAUGAUUAUAGCAUCAUCAUGAUCAAGGCUCUAGCUGAUAGACUUGCAGAGGCAUUUGCUGAGGAGCUUCAUGAGAGGGUUCGUAAGGAGCUGUGGGGCUACGGUAACACUGAGAACCUAGAGGUCAAUGAACUACACAAGGUCAACUAUGAUGGCAUCCGUCCAGCCGCAGGCUACCCAUCCCAGCCAGACCAUACAGAGAAGGAGAGCAUGUGGAAGCUAAUGGACAUUGAGAGCAGCACAGGUAUUCAUCUGACCGAGUCACUGGCCAUGGACCCAGCCGCCUCUGUGUCAGGACUCUACUUCGCUCAUCCCAAGUCCUUCUACUUUGGUGUCGGCAAGAUUGCAAAAGACCAGGUUGAGGACUAUGCAGCUAGGAAGCAGAUGGAAGUGAAAGACGUAGAGAAGUGGCUCCGACCGAACCUGUCCUACGACUGUUGACGACAUCAGUACUCUCUACAAGGUUUAUUCAUUAAAGUCUACUAACCACAUGGGUAUAUAAAUUGGAGAGGCUCUUUAUUGCCAUGUUCAUGCCUGUCACUCGUCUGUAAAUUAGCAAUGUUGUUGGUAUCGUCGCAUAUACUGACGCUAAUGGGAGAUAUUAUUAAAGGGUACUACAAAAUAAUUGUAUUAUAUUGACUUGGCUCGAGGGGUACAUAAGAAAUAUUGACCAAGCUAAGAU